UGAACGCGAUGGAUAGCAAAGCAAAGCGACAACGAAAAAAUGAACAGAAUUAUUAGAAUUUAUAAAUGAGUCGUUGUUAACUCAUUAACCAUAAACCAGAAAUCUUGUUAUUCAGUAAAGUUUUUUACUGUAGUUUACGAUCGUUCAAUGACUGUGUCUCCUUUCUGUAUGAAUUCGCAGUACGCAAAGAUAACGACGACGCCGGGGCGCACGUCUUUAGCAGUGACCGCUGGACAUUGGAAACACCAGCAGCAACAAGCUCAGCAGCAACAACAAUUGGUGAGUAGUAUCUUGGUACAGCCUGUAACAAGAGUAGCAACCGUGGUACAGCCCCAGAAGGUAAGGGCACAGGAAGCCAGUACCAGCGGCUUCAGUGGCCCUGACAAAACUGACUACACAAAUAUCACUGCGGCCACUAUGACGCCCACCAACACAGAUACGCCGUUGCGUCGCUCUGAAGCGGGUAUGUAUCGUGAGGGAGCACGUAAUGUCAAUGCCAAUCUUGGAACUCCCUUCAACGAUGAUGAUGAGGAACGGCGUCAGGCGCGUCGGCGCACCAUGUUGCAAGGUAGCAGCGGUCGCGAGUCCAUGUUCGAGGAAAAUGAGACGCUGAAAAAGUGCCUCGAAAUAUAUAACGGGAACAAGCUUAGUAGAGAAAAUGCUUGGUCAUUAUCGCUGAUUGAUACCCUAUCAACACUGUUAGAUCGUCACCACAAAUCGCUGAAUAACUUUAAGGUCGCUGGCUCCUCACUAGAGGCUUCUUCAAAAGUAUAUGGCCUUCGCGUCGAUUCCGUACACACGGAUGUGCUACGUAUGUCAGCGGGAUUGAAUGCGCAAAAAUUCGCUGAUCGCCAGGUUCAAAGUGAUGACGAUGAUGACGUGGCAACGGGUGGCGAAGGCAACGCAGAUCCAAAUGCGUCAGCUGCUGGUGUUAAUGAGAAUGGUGAGAAGAUUGCCGAAAAGGCCAAACCUAAACCGAAGCGUACGCGUCGCAUUGUGUCAACAAUCACAAAGAAUAAGGAUACCUUAAAUGCGCGCUUAGAUACAGUGCCUUUACAGGAUCCUGUCUUUGGCAAGUUAAACACCAUUGUGGGUUCAAUAAACUCAUCAAAUCGACUGAUGAACAAUAUAUUGUUGACUACGGAAUCAGAGUUGCGGCUGCGUACUACCUUUCAGUUUUGGGAUGCAGAAGCUGUAGAGUCAGGUUGCGAUUACACAAAGCCACCCGAAUCGAUCACAGCACCUGGAAAUAUCCCUGCUGAAUCAAUGGAUUGGGCACCCUGCGAUCGGUUAAUGCAAAUAAAGCGUAUUGAUGAAUUGCAGCUACGCCCGCUGCACUCUGGAUACGUGAUUUCUGAUACGCCUGAGGCGAUAGGAGAUAAUAAUGAUGAGCCGGGCAGUCUGCGAAGCAGUGUGGAAGCGCCGUUCGAUGAUGCGCCUUUUGAUGGUGCUAAUUGUGGUGAUGGUGGUGGCGAGCACAUGUCUAUGGCAUUUGAUAUCAACGCCGAAUGUGAACCACUGCCGGCAUUAAACGAUCAACCCGCCAUGCUUGAUGUGGACUACAACGAUUUUGAAGAGUUGACCACAGAGGAGCGUACUGCCAUCAACAACUGCCGUGGUUUGCGCAAAGUACCAGUGGUCAUAGAAGAUUUGCGCCCUGUUGAUGCCAGUUCAAAGCUCGAAUACUCCUAUCGUCCGCUAGAUAAGAUAUCACAAUUCUGGGCCGGUCCAUCGCAUUGGAAAUUUAAACGCGCACGCCCGCGUUCGUCUAUACAGGCCACAUUACAAGGCGUAAAUAAUCAGCGACCAACGGCAAGACGCGCCAAUGCAAUCAGCAAGAAACGCUCGAAGCAACUGCAAUUCGAGAAGGAAUUCGAUGAUAUUUUCGUCAAGUUAGACAAGUACAAAGCGCGUAAAGUGAAUUUCCAAAAGAAGUGGGAUCAACGUAAACUAAAGCUACCAACCGAUUUACAAUUAGACUCGGAAAUGUUUCACAAAUUCAAGUGCGCACCGAGUGCAGUAGUGCAACCGGAUGUUGAUGACGAUGUAGAAUCAGCGUUGUUGGCUGGUGGAGAUGGUAUGCACGGUAAUAUGAUGGAUAGUAAUACAGCAGGUGAUCACUUUGCCGAUCACGACGGUGGUGGUUGUGGAGGAGAAGGUGGUGGCGAUACUGAUGCAGUGACGGGCAUCGGAGGAAAUGCUAGCUUUGGUGGUGACAAUUUCAUGAAUGUUUCUUCAAUGGCGCUGGGAGAAGAUGGUGUUAUGCAGCAAUCACAGCUGGAUGAUGGAGGUGAUGCGCUUAAUAAUACCGUCUUGGAGAUAGCUACAAGUUUUGAUGGUGCCCCUACUCAGGUCACCAAAAUUAUAGUACCGUUCGCGAAGCGCGCCAAAGUAAUUGACAUGAAGAAUUUGAAACGUUGCUGUACACAAUUGAUUAAUAAACAAAUUAAAGUUCCAACGCCAUUAGAGGAGAUACCACAACAUCCAAUCAUAAGAGGCGAGCACUUUGCGGCAGGCAUGGCCAGCUUUAAAGAGGUAUAUGAGCAUCUGCCCGACAUAUUGUCACAAAAUAUGGUAGAAGCACUCUCGCCUUCGAUUGCUUUUUACUCGGUGUUGCAUUUAGCGAACGAUUUCAACUUACGCUUAAUACCACAACCAGAUUUAGAAGAUUUUAAAAUACGACAAUUAACGGAUUGAUUAUUGUUGUGUUUAUUUUGAUAUGGAUUCGAUGAGUAAAAAUUGUUAGUGCAACGUGCGACCAGUGUACAUUAAAGCAAUCUGACUUACCGCCCCUACCCAAAACGAAAAAAAAAAAAUAAAUAAACAAAUUUUAUACACUUGUAAUAAAGGCAUCGUAAGACAUUAAGCAAAUAUAAGAUGUACGCAUAGUUAACUGCAACAACAACAAAAUAGUCGGUUUAGCAAUUAAGCAACUAUAUCUAAUUCACUCUCUUAGUUCAGUUUUUAAGUACAUUUUCUGUGCAACUUUAUUUUUUCAUCUUCACUUUAGAAAAUACGGAAUUCUUUAAUAUAAAUUUCAACGCCUUUCGUUUCACUUUAUGAACACAGCAAAAAAAACGUUUGCGAUUCUUGUCGCCUAGAGAAUUUGUUGUAGGUGUUUUCUUGUUAAAUUUCGUAUUGAAAUAAAUUUAAAAAACGAGAUUUUUAAAUUUUGAUGAAUCGAUGGUUAUUUUAUUUUUUGGAGAAUGCAUUUUUUUUCGUUCCCUUUGUUCUUGAGUUGACUUAGUACUUUCCAGUAAGGCCUUAAGGGGUUAGGGGUAGUCAGAGGCCCGAAAAAAUGAUGGUUUUCAAUAUUUUUUUUUUUGCUAGUCAAUUGCUUUAUUUUACAAAAAUUAAAACAUAGCAUUAAUACAUCAUGUUUCGACUUGACUUUAGCAAAAUAUAAAAAAAAAAUUAAUAAUUGUAAAAGUUCUCGCUGUUUGUGUGGAGCCCGUUUCUCCAGAAGUCCCUUGCGGUGAUUAUCACAAGUCCUUGGGGAUUCAUCUAAAAUUAUUAAUAGAUAAUCUUGUGCCUGAUCGUAGCUUUUUUUUCAAAAUUAACUAUAUGGCGGCCUCAGGGAAUAGUUUUCAGAUUUUCGAGAAAAAAACCGACAGUGUAAAUCUACUAAGGGGUGUUUAAUUUACAGUGAUCACCAGUUCAAAAAACAUAGUUUUGAGAAAAACGCAUUUAAAGUUUUGGUAUCGAGCUCCGGAGAGCCCGAGCGCCCUUUGUUAAUUGCUGAAUAACGCGAAAAGUAUUAGUCGGAUUCACUUCAAAUUUUCACACAAUAUUUUUAAGAUAUUAUACUUUAAGAAAAUGCAAAAAAAUUCAAUUUUAUGAAAAAUUCUAACUACCCGUAACCCCUUAAGUAUAGCUGCAUCUUAGGAAUCCAUUUUAAUAAAAAUUUAAUAAAUAUAUUUAAUUUGUUUAUAAAAAAUCAUUAUUUAUUGAUUUAAACGCUGAGCCUGCUAAAGUCAGUUAAGCUUUUUUUUUGUAAAGAGUACACAGAUACCAACGUAUUUACAUGGUGUUGAAUAUUGUAGCCUUUUCUUUGAGUCAACGUUUAAUUUUUGAUGUUGGCAGUCAAAUAAGUCAAAAGUACCUAAUCGAUAAUGGCCAAUAGAUAAUGACACACUGAUUAAUGUAAAAAUAAAAUCGUUAGAAAAGGCCUAUUAAAAGUAAAACGGUUCAUUUUAUAAAGUAUAUUUUCUAUGCGUAAAGUCUAGCAGCUAAAAUUGGAAAAAUUAAAAUCGGUUUACAAAUUAAGUUCUAUACAUUUCUAUGCUGAAAAGUCGUUUGCAUCUUCUUAAGUUUAUUAGUGCUUUUUUAGAAAUACUAGAUUUUGAUUUACAAUGAAAAACGUUAUUGAAAUCCAACCAAUUUCGUUUACAUUUUCGACAAUAGAAAUUUGUCAUUCUAACAUCAAUUCUCGUUUUGUGUAUUUUGGCAUACCGCGAGUGCUUUUUUUUCAUGACAAAACGAUUUGCCGUUCCGUGUUGUGGUGGCAUGAACCACUCAGUUUUGUAAGGUGCCGAAAAAGACGUAUUCCGUAGGUUGGAGGAGAAGUUUGUACAAAACAGCGCAAGCAAUACGAUAUAUUCAUGUACAAUUCACAUUCAGCAAAGCAACUAAAGAAGAAAGAAAAUUUGUUUUUUUUCUAACGGCAAUCCUACGAAAAAUGCUCUUUCAGCAAAAUUACGGUUAUUAUUUUUAUUAUGCAAUUUUAUUUAAUAACCAUCAUAAAUUUUCUUAACAAAAUUGCAUAUUUCUGCUCUUCUUACUUUUUAAUAUACAUACUUACUAAUUAACGUGCAUAUUUUUUCAGCUAUUCUCCUAUUUUUUUGUUUGUGUUUCAAACACAAUCACAAAUACAAAAAAAAAUGUCAGUAUUUAAUUUUGUUGUUGUAUCGCAGUGCCGACAAAGUCAGACAAUCACUUGAAAUAAAGAGAGUUUUGUUAAA
Messenger RNA from Anastrepha ludens (Mexican fruit fly), 4961 nucleotides. RefSeq names its product condensin complex subunit 2 (gene barr). The transcript has 4 exons. Gene Ontology annotation, cellular component: condensin complex. Gene Ontology annotation, molecular function: chromatin binding. NCBI's taxonomy places the organism in Eukaryota, Metazoa, Arthropoda, Insecta, Diptera, Tephritidae. Gene Ontology annotation, biological process: mitotic chromosome condensation. Bases 148 to 2697 code for a protein of 849 amino acids. The record is from RefSeq and is a predicted model, not a curated record.